This is a messenger RNA of Daucus carota subsp. sativus, 2260 nucleotides long. Its product is annotated as CDPK-related protein kinase. The transcript is spliced from 11 exons. Bases 256 to 2085 code for a protein of 609 amino acids. Gene Ontology annotation, biological process: intracellular signal transduction; peptidyl-serine phosphorylation; protein autophosphorylation. Gene Ontology annotation, cellular component: nucleus; cytoplasm. Lineage: Eukaryota; Viridiplantae; Streptophyta; Magnoliopsida; Apiales; Apiaceae. The record is from RefSeq and is a predicted model, not a curated record. Gene Ontology annotation, molecular function: calmodulin binding; calcium/calmodulin-dependent protein kinase activity; calcium-dependent protein serine/threonine kinase activity.
ACACAGAUCCCCAGUUAUCCGUUCACUCCCCCUGCAGCUGUAAAAGUGUGUCACACAUUACACACUCACAAUAUUCAAAUUCAAGCAAGCCCUACACAAAUGUUGAAUCAAACACAACCAUUCCCAAUUCAAAUCCCUCCCCUUCUCAAACACUCGUAAUCAAUCUCUCCCUCUCAUAAAACUAAAACAAAUUUAAUUGAAUUCUCACAGGGGAGGUUAAAUACUAAAUGACUGCUUAAACAAACCCUAACCAACAUGGGGAUUUGUGUUUCCAAACCCUCCCCUGAACCUGAUUUACACAAUCACCACACCUCUAUUCCAGUCAAACACACCUCUAUUCCGGUCAACGACACCUCUAUACCGCCCCAGGAUAACUCUAUUCCACCCAAGGAUAUUGCUAUUCCAGCUCAGGAUAAUAACAAACCGCCUGGUAAGAAAUCUCCGUUUUUACCGUUUUACAGUCCCAGUCCAGCGCAUUUUCUGUUCUCGAAGAAGUCGCCGGCGGUUGGAUCUCCGGCGGCCGGAAGCUCCAAUUCGACGCCGAAGCGGCUGUUUCCGUUCCCGCCGCCGUCUCCGGCGAAGCACAUUAAGGCUGCUUGGGCGAGGCGGCAUGGCUCGGUGAAGCCUAAUGAGGCGGCGAUACCGGAGAACAAUGAGGUGGAUGGCGGUGCCGGAUUGGAUAAGAGUUUCGGGUUUUCGAAGAAGUUUGGGAGUAAGUUUGAGGUUGGGGAGGAAGUUGGGAGAGGGCAUUUUGGGUAUACUUGUAGAGCUAAGUUUAAGAAAGGGGAGUUUAAGGGGCAGGAUGUCGCUGUUAAGGUCAUCCCGAAAGCAAAGAUGACCACGGCCAUAGCCAUUGAAGAUGUCAGAAGGGAAGUGAAAAUUUUAAGAGCUUUGACAGGACAUAACAAUCUUGUACAGUUUUAUGAUGCAUACGAAGAUCAUACUAAUGUCUAUGUUGUGAUGGAGUUAUGUGAAGGAGGUGAGCUUUUGGAUAGAAUUCUUUCAAGAGGUGGAAAAUACACAGAAGAUGAUGCCAAGGCCGUUAUGAUACAAAUAUUAAAUGUCGUUGCAUUUUGUCAUCUACAGGGUGUGGUGCACCGAGAUCUUAAGCCAGAGAAUUUCUUGUUUAAAUCAAAGGAUGAGGACUCACAACUGAAGGCUAUUGAUUUUGGAUUAUCAGAUUAUGUGAAGCCAGAUGAAAGGCUAAAUGAUAUUGUUGGCAGCGCAUACUAUGUGGCUCCAGAAGUUUUACAUAGAUCUUACAGUACUGAGGCUGAUGUCUGGAGUAUCGGUGUGAUAUCAUAUAUCCUAUUAUGUGGCAGCCGUCCAUUUUGGGCUCGAACUGAGUCUGGGAUCUUUCGAGCUGUUCUAAAAGCUAAUCUUAGUUUUGAUGAACCACCCUGGCCUUCUGUAUCUUCUGAGGCUAAAGACUUUGUCAAGCGUCUAUUAAAUAAAGAUCCAAGAAAAAGAAUGACCGCUGCUCAAGCCCUGUGUCAUUCAUGGAUCAAGAAUAGUAAUGAUAUAAAGUUUCCACUGGACAUACUGGUUUUUAAACUCAUGAAAGUUUAUAUGCGUUCAUCUCCUCUUCGUAAAGCGGCUUUGCGGGCUUUAUCUAAGACAUUGACAGUUGAUGAGCUCUUCUAUUUGAAGGAGCAAUUUGUGUUGUUGGAACCAACUAAGAACGGAACUAUAAGCUUGGAAAACAUCAAACAGGCCUUGAUGAGAAAUUCAACGGAUGCCAUGAAGGAUUCUCGUGUGCAUGAUCUCUUAGUGUCGCUCAAUGCACUUCAAUAUAGAAGGAUGGAUUUUGAGGAAUUCUGUGCAGCAGCUUUGAGUGUUCAUCAGCUGGAGGCACUGGACCGAUGGGAGCAACAUGCUCGUUGCGCCUACGAUCUAUUUGAGAAAGAUGGCAAUAGGGCGAUUAUGAUUGAGGAGUUGGCUUCUGAGCUCGGCCUUGGCCCAUCUAUCCCUGUUCAUGCAGUGCUGCAUGACUGGAUCAGGCACACAGAUGGAAAGCUAAGUUUUCUUGGUUAUGUGAAACUGUUGCACGGCGUGUCUACUCGAGCCAUAGCCAAAGCUCAAUAACACUGAGCCAUUAUUGAUCUUGCCAGAGUUAUAAGGACCCCCACUAAUCUCUUUAAACUGUUCCUCCUGUUAGUAUAUAUGUAUCAUUUAAAAUUUAUAUAUAGAUGCAAUCAAACAAUUUAACCUCUAGAGAGUUGUACAUGUUUUUGACAUAAAAGAACAAACAUUUAUUUUC